This is a messenger RNA of Rosa chinensis, 2384 nucleotides long. RefSeq names its product beta-glucosidase BoGH3B. NCBI's taxonomy places the organism in Eukaryota, Viridiplantae, Streptophyta, Magnoliopsida, Rosales, Rosaceae. The record is from RefSeq and is a predicted model, not a curated record. The transcript has 9 exons. Gene Ontology annotation, molecular function: beta-glucosidase activity. The coding region runs from base 191 to 2035 and encodes 614 amino acids. Gene Ontology annotation, biological process: glucan catabolic process.
AGGGAAAGGUGCGGUCACAUUUUCCGGAGGAAUAAAAAAAGAUGAAGGUAUAAUAAUCUGCAUUUUAACUCUAGCGGCUACCGAGUUGUCAACUUCACCAGACCUAUAAGUUCUCUUACCUGGUCUUUUACUGAAGAGCCUACUGGAUAUUAACCAAAAAAAAGAAGAACCUACUGGAUACCUCCUCAAGAUGGAAGAAGUUGAGGACUUGAAUUACAUAUACAGAAACCGAAAUGCACCCACUGAAGCUCGAGUCAAGGAUCUCCUUUCUCGCAUGAGUUUGGAAGAAAAGGUGGGCCAGAUGACCCUGAUAGAGCGUCGGGUCGCUACCCCUUCUGCCAUUAGAGACUUCUCGAUCGGGAGUAUAUUCAGCGCUGCAGCAAGUGGGCCCUUCAAGAAUGCCUUAUCGGCGGACUGGGCCGACAUGGUUGACGAGUUUCAGAGGUCUGCACUAGAAACCCGGCUCGGGAUCCCACUGAUGUAUGGGAAUGAUGCGGUGCACGGGAGCAAUAGUCUGCAUGGUACCACUAUAUUUCCUCACAAUAUUGGUCUUGGAGCUACUGGAGAUGCAGAUUUAGUUCAAAGGAUUGGUGCGGCAACUGCUCUUGAAGUUAGGGCGAGUGGCAUCCAUUGGACUUUUGCUCCCUGUGUGGCUGUAUGCAGAGAUCCCAGAUGGGAAAGUUGCUUUCUGAGUUACAGUGAAGACACUGAAAUUGUUAGGAAGAUGACAUCGAUUAUUUCAGGCUUGCAGGGGAAGCCGCCCCAAGGACAUGAAAAGGGCUACCCUUUUGUAAUGGGAAGAAACAACAUUAUUGCCUGUUCCAAGCAUUUUGUUGGAGAUGGGGGUACAGAUAAAGGUGACAAUGAGGGAAAUACCAUAUCAUCUUACAGUGACUUAGAGAGGAUUCAUAUGGCACCUUAUGUAGAUUGUAUUUCUCAAGGAGUUUCCAGUAUCAUGGCAUCUUAUUCCAGCUGGAAUGGAGAUAAGCUACAUGCUCAUCAUUUUCUCCUGACAGAAAUCUUGAAAGAUAAGUUGGGUUUUAAGGGAGUUGUGAUUUCUAACCGGGAUGGACUUAGCAGACUUAGCACACCUCGAGGGUCAGAGAGUCGUUCCUGCAUUAUAUCUGCCAUUAAUGCUGGGAUUGACAUGGUUAUGGUGCCUUUCAGAUUUAAAGAUUUUGUGGAUGAUUUAGUAUAUCUGGUGAAAAAUGAAGACGUACUAGAGUCCAGGAUAGAUGAUGCUGUUGAAAGAAUACUCAGAGUGAAGUUCGUUGCUGGUCUUUUUGAGCAUCCCUUUUCUGAUAGAUCUUUGCUGGACCGAGUUGGUUGCAAGCUGCAUAGAGAUCUAGCACGUGAAGCUGUUCGCAAGUCCUUGGUUCUGCUGAAGAAUGGAAAGGAACCAUGGAAACCUUUUCUUCCAUUAGAUAGAAAAGCGGAAAGAAUACUUGUUUGUGGAACGCACGCUGAUGAUCUUGGAUAUCAGUGUGGAGAAUGGACAGGUACUCGGGUUGUAAAAAGUGGAAGGAUCACAAUUGGCACAACCAUCUUGGGAGCUAUUAAGAAGGCAGUUGGAAACGAAACAGAAAUAAUUUAUGAGAAAUAUCCAUCAACGGACACCCUAGCACGUGAAGAUAUCUCUUUUGCAGUUGUUGCUGUUGGUGAAGCUCCAAAUGCCGAGUUUUGGCAUGCGACUGCCAAAUUGGAGCUCGUGAUCUCUUUUAAUGGACCGGAUGUCAUAAGCUCAGUUGCUGACAGAAUCCCAACAUUGGUGAUUCUGAUAUCUGGAAGACCCUUAACUGUAGAGCCAAGUCUCUUGGAAAAGAUGGAUGCACUUGUUGCUGCUUGGUUGCCUGGUAGUGAAGGAGAGGGAAUUGCGGAUGUCAUCUUCGGAGAUUAUAAUUUUGAGGGCCAACUACCGAUGACAUGGUUUAAAAGUGUUGAACAGCUCCCAUCGAAUGUUGGAAGUAGCUCAUAUGACCCUUUAUAUCCUGUUGGCUUUGGAUUAACAUGCAAUAAGGAGAAAGUUAUACAGUGAACAGGUUUUGACGAUUAAGUCCGUUCUCAAAUUCUGAGUAGACCAAGUUCCUUGAAUCUGUAUAAGGCGUUUAAAAAGAAGGGCUGUUCAUUAAUGGAUGUCUGUCUUGUCAAAUGUGUAUCUCUCUAGUCUUGGUUUGGUGGGAUUUGACUCCUCCCUUCAUAGUUCAUACCAUCAUCAUGUAAUAAUAACUUUUUAGGUCUUCCACACAAUCGUUUUCGCUAGUUUGUUUUGUGUUUAUUUGUUAUUACUCACCAGAGAGUAUUGGCUUAGUCCUUCUCUCUUUGAAGAUAUUGGCUUAUUUUUCUUUAAAUAAACUUUGGGGCGCGAGAAGGAGGCUUAUUGCCUA